AUGAGCGGGAGGGCCCCGCGGGGGUCCCCGCUGCGGCCCCGCCCCCCCCGGCGGGGCCCGCGGGCCGGGGGCGGCGCGGGGGGGGCGCGGGGGGCGCCGGUGCCCCCGGGGAAGCUGCAGCUCCUCGAGCGCUUCUUCACCCCCCCGGGACCCCCCCCGGGCACCCCCCCGUCCUCCCCCUCCGCCUCCCCCGCCUCCUGCUCCUCCUCCUCCUCCUCCUCCUCCUCCUCCGGGGGGGGCGAGGGGCGCUGCGGGGCCCCCCCCCGCCCCGCCGACCCCCGCGGGGACCCCCCGGGCCCCGGGGACCCCCCCGCGGGGCGGGGGUCGCGGCUGCGGGGGCUGAGCCGGAGCCACGAGGGGCUGUGCCCCGGGGACCCCCCCGCGGGGACCCCCGGGGACCCCCGCGACCCCCUCGGGGACGUCCCGGGCCCCCCCCGGGCCGCCCCCGGGACCCCCGGGCCCCGGCGGAGGCGGGGGCGGCGCGGGGACCCCCCCGGCCCGCUCGGGGGGUCGCGGCUGCGGGGGCGGGGGCUGAGCCGGAGCCACGAGGGGCUGAGCCCGCGGGACCCCCCCCCGGCGCCCCCCGCCCGCCGCGCCCCGCUCGGCGGCGCCGCGGGGACCCCCGAGGAGGCGCGGGGCGGGCGGGGGGCGCGGGGGGGCUCCCCCCGGCGCUGGCGCUCGCUGGAGGCGCUGGGGGGGCCGCGGGGGGGGCCCCGCUUCUCGCGGUUCCUGGACGAGCUGACCCGCAGCGUGCUGAGCCCCGCGCAGCUGCGGGCGCUGGGCUGGCACCGGGACCCCCCCCGCGACCCCCGGGGCCGGCCGAGCUCGGGGGGCCCCCCCGGGAUGGAGGAGGAGGAGGAGGAGGAGGAGGAGGAGGAGGAGUUGGAAGAGGACGGGGCACAGGAGCCGGGAGCGGCCGCCGGAGCGAGGGGAUCCCCCCCGUCGCGGGCAGAGCUGGACGCGCUGCGGGAGCGGAUGGACAGGCUCCAGGAGGAUUUCUCGCGCUCCCAGCGCCUCUCGCUGCUGCUGGAGGAGCGGCUGCGGGGGCUGGCGCAGGCCGUGGCGCUGGAAAGGGCCGCCCGGAGCCGCCGCGUGGCCGAGGCGCUGCAGAGGGUCCUGGGGACCCCCCCGGGGCCGGGGACCCCCCCGAGGGACACGGUGGCCGCGUGGGGCGGGGCCGAGGAAGAGGAUGAGGAGGGGGGGGAGGGGCCGCUGCUGCCCCCCCCCGCCUUCAGGGACCCCCCGGGGGGGGCGGGGCCCUGAGCGCCCCCAAAGCCCCCCCGCCCAUCCCCCACCCCUCAAUAAAGGAUUGAGAC
Vidua chalybeata is the source of this 1316-nucleotide messenger RNA. Its product is annotated as collagen alpha-1(I) chain-like. NCBI's taxonomy places the organism in Eukaryota, Metazoa, Chordata, Aves, Passeriformes, Viduidae. Bases 1 to 1263 code for a protein of 420 amino acids. The transcript is spliced from 6 exons. The record is from RefSeq and is a predicted model, not a curated record.